GACCAAACCAAUAUUGGUGUAGUGGAAGCAUCCACUUUUUGUUCCAAAUCCAAUUCCAACCUCUUCUCUCACUCCACUACAAAACUUCUUCAUUUCUCAACAUUUUCCUCUCAUCUCUUCCUUACUCUCUUCAACUCGCAAAAUGACCGAACCACCUUCCAAACCCAACGGUAACGGCGCAAUUAACGGUGUCGCUGCAACUAACGGUAACGGAAAUCCAGCUCCGGUGAAAUCUCAGCUUUACAAUCCAAACCGUCAAGUUUACCGUCCUCAACAAUACAAUCGUCGCCGUCGAUCUAACCGUAGCCUCUGCUGUUGCUGCUGUUUCUGGACAAUCCUCACCGUUCUCGCCGCCGCAUUUCUCGUCGCGAUUGUCGGUGCUGUAUUCUAUGUACUCUACCAUCCUCACCAACCACAAUUCUCCAUCACUAACCUCCGCAUUGCCAAGAUGAAUCUCAAAACUCCAGCUGAUUCACCUUCACAUCUCACUACACUCUUCAACCUCACACUCAUCGCUAAAAACCCUAACAAUCACCUUGUUUUCUUCUACGAGCCUUUCACUGUCACUGCUUUCUCCGAUUCCGUUCAAAUCGGGAACGGUUCGUUGCCGGCGUUUGAUUCCGGUAAGAAUAAUCAAACGAGUCUCCGAUCAGUGCUGUCGAAUUCUCAAGAUCUGGAUACGGAAUCAUUGGCUAGUUUGAGAUCGGGUUUGAAGAAGAAGAGAGGUUUUCCGGUGACAAUUCAGAUGGAUACGAAGGUGAAGAUGAAGAUGGAAUGGUUGAAGAGUAAGAAAGUUGGAAUUAGAGUGACGUGUGAAGGAAUUCGAGGAACUGUUCCCGCCGGUAAGUCGCCGUCGGUGGCUUCUGUUAUCGACUCAGAAUGUAAGGUGGAUCUUCGAAUCAAGAUCUGGAAAUUCUCAUUUUAGUUUUGUGAGUGAUAAUUACUAUUAUUAUUGAUGAUUCUUUGUUAAUCAGUACUAAUAAUCAAUCCAAUCAUCAAACUCUUUUAAUUUUGAAUUUUAUAUUUCAUUCUUUUUUGGUUUCAUAAUUACCUUUUUUAUUUUUUUUGGACUGGAUUGAUUAUGGUUAUGAUGAAAAUGUGUUGAGAAGGUCAAAUUUGUAAGGGGAAAUUAAAAAUUGAUUUGAGUUUUUUUGUUUUUGAUUUGGAUCAUUGUAAUUUGUUAUAAUAGUAGUAAUGCAAUGCAACUGCAAAUUAUAUCUGGUUUGAAAUUUUAA
This is a messenger RNA of Medicago truncatula (barrel medic), 1235 nucleotides long. Its product is annotated as NDR1/HIN1-like protein 6. The record is from RefSeq and is a predicted model, not a curated record. Gene Ontology annotation, biological process: defense response to other organism. Bases 143 to 925 code for a protein of 260 amino acids. The transcript has a single exon. Gene Ontology annotation, cellular component: plasma membrane. Lineage: Eukaryota; Viridiplantae; Streptophyta; Magnoliopsida; Fabales; Fabaceae.